AUGGCCGUGGGCUCGGUGAAGAUGCAGCCUCCGUGUGAGAGCCCGGCCCUGGCCGCGGCGGCGGCAGCGGCAGCGGCAGCAGCAGCGGCGGCCGAGGGCGCCCAGCGCCGCAGUCCCGGUGCCCGCGAGCCAGAGCCAGAGCCCGAGCGCGAGCAGCCGCCGGCGUCUCUGCGGCCGCGGCUCCGGGACCUGCCUGCCUUGCUGCGGAGCGGGCUUACGUUGCGGAGGAAGCGGAGUGCCGCCGGGGGCCGGACCCUGUCAAGAAGGAUUUCCAACCCGUACCUUGACCACACUUCUUCCCAGAUUUAUGGAGAAAAUUCUUCUUGUGCAGGAAGAGCCCUGAGAAAUAUGAUUAUGGUGCAGGCAGCUGACCUGAUAAAAGACAGAGUGAACCUCAAGGGCUUUUACAGGAGGAGCUGUGUUGGGUCGGAGCUGGUGGACUGGCUUCUGGAACACUGUCCCUUUGUCCAGUGCAGGUCCAUGGCCAUCGGGAUCUGGCAGCUCCUGCUGGACAUGGGUAUUAUGUCGUCAGUGGACCAACACCUGUAUUUCCAAGACACUUAUACUUUCUACCAGUUUUCCUCGGAGGAAUGUAGCUACUUGUACUGUGAAUUUGAGAGGGAAGGCAAAUGGCAGAACGGCGUCCGACUGCUGCUACAGCUCGUGCCGCUCCUUCCCAGCAGGGCUGGCAUCUGUGAAAUGUCUCAUCAGAAAAUGGAAGACUCUGAAGAAAGCAGUGAUGAAAUUCUUGCUCGUCUCACAUCUGCGGUGCAGAGAGAGCUAGCAGCUGUUAUUGCUUUGAAAGCAAGGAAGUCUGCAGUUGAACAAGACGAAGAAAGCAGUGUUAAACACGUAAACACCACAAAAGCCGAAGAUGUCGUGGACUCUCAGGCGGGAGUAAUGUGCAAGCUCCAAGGGAGAGAUGACCUCGGGAGGAUCGAACUGGUCCAGAAGCUGGCGAGAGAGAACUGUCAGUUUUUGCAGACAGACAAGAAGGACGUGGAGAAGUCUGAGCACCAAGACGAGGAGGUGAGCACGGUGCAGGUGCGGGAGCAAGAGCGGGACGUCUUGGUGCUGAAGAGAGUGCGGGGCGGCGGCAGCGGCCCAGCCCCCACGGCGAGCGGCGCGGACGGCGAUUGGAGAUACGUGGUGGUGUCCGGGACACCGGAGAAGAUUCUAGAGCACCUCCUGAAUGACUUGCACCUGGAAGAAGUCCAGGACAAAGAAACAGAAACCCUGCUCGAUGACUUCCUUCUCACCUACACUGUCUUCAUGACGACCGACGACUUGUGCCAGGCGCUGCUCAGGCACUAUUCUGCUAAGAAGUAUCAAGGCAAGGAGGAGAACUCGGAUGUUCCUUGUCAGAAACGUAAGGUCCUGCAUCUUGUCUCCCAGUGGAUUGCACUAUACAAAGACUGGCUGCAUGAGGACGAACAUUCAAAAAUGUUUUUGAAGACCAUCUACAGGAACGUUCUAGAUGACGUCUAUGAGUAUCCAAUACUCGAAAAGGAACUGAAAGAAUUCCAGAAGCUACUUGGGAUGCACCGUCGCCACACUGUGGAUGAAUAUUCACCCCAGAGGAAGAAUAAAGCCCUUUUCCACCAAUUCAGUCUGAAGGAGAACUGGCUGCAGCACAGAGGAGCUGUGACUGAAACAGAAGAAAUUUUUUGCCAUGUGUAUAUAACGGAGCACUCCUACGUCAGCGUGAGGGCCAAGGUUUCCAGCACGGCCCAGGAGAUCCUGAAAGUGGUAGCCGAAAAGAUCCAUCCCGUGCAAGAAGAACUGGCUUUGGUGGCCAUCUCAUUCUCCGGGGAAAAGCAUGAACUUCAGCCACAUGACUUGGCUGUCUCCAAAUCUGUCGAAGCAUCUGGCCGGCUAUACGUCUACCGGAAGGACCUGGCUGACACCUUGAACCCGUUUGCGGAAAAUGAGGAGGCACAGCAGAGGUCAGUGAGGAUUUUAGGAAUGAACACUUGGGACCUGGCUUUGGAGUUGAUGAACUUCGACUGGAGUCUCUUCAACUCGAUCCACGAGCAAGAGCUGAUCUACUUCACAUUCAGCAGGCAGGGAAGCGGGGCGCACACGGUGAACCUCAGCCUGCUGCUGCAGAGGUGCAAUGAGCUGCAGCUCUGGGUGGCCACAGAAAUCCUGCUCUGCAGCCAGCUGGGCAAGCGCGUGCAGCUGGUGAAGAAAUUCAUCAAGAUUGCAGCGCAUUGCAAGGCCCAGCGGAACCUGAACUCCUUCUUUGCCAUCGUGAUGGGCCUCAACACGGCAUCUGUCAGCCGCCUGGCGCAGACCUGGGAGAAAAUCCCCGGGAAGUUUAAGAAACUUUUUUCUGAGCUUGAAAGCUUAACAGACCCUUCUCUGAACCACAAAGCUUAUAGGGAUGCAUUCAAAAAGAUGAAGCCGCCCAAGAUCCCUUUCAUGCCCUUACUACUUAAAGAUGUCACCUUCAUCCAUGAAGGGAAUAAAACGUUCCUGGAUAACCUUGUCAAUUUUGAGAAGCUGCACAUGAUUGCAGACACUGUCCGGACCCUGAGACACUGCAGGGCGAAUCAGUUUGGAAGUGACCUGUCCCCGAAAGAGCAUCCGGAGUUGAGGUCCUAUGUCCACCACCUGUAUGUCAUCGACAGCCAGCAGGCCCUGUUCGAGCUCUCGCACAGGAUCGAGCCGCGGCUGUGAGCACUGCCUUGCCUGCCCCCUACAACCUCCGACACUUUCCCCACUCCUGCUUCAUGAUGUGCUGGCUGCCCCUUGCACCCCAGACCACACACUGGGCUGUGAGGCAAGAAAUUACUGAGUUUUAUCAGUGCUACCACAAGACUCUGUUCCCCCCCCACCCCCCACCCCUCGCAGGAGAGCCAGCCCCUGGCAUGUGCCACCAGUAACCACAGCAAGAGAGGUGCUCUGCUCCUCCCUGGGAUGGGAAGGCAGAAAGUGGGUUUCAGGACCAAGCUGGAAAUGGAGAAGUCUGGCUUUCAUAGGAUCGACUUCCAGUAUUCAGCACAAGACGGGAAAUCGUGUCUGAAGAUCCAGUGCCCCUGCCUCCCAGCACGAGCUUGGGUGCAGCAGCCAGCAGCUUCGCCUGACCUCGCAUUAGCUUCCUGCUCACAGACUCUCAAACAAGUGAUUCGCUCUUGGCCACCUGCGGACAGCAUUGUCAGCCCUGGAUGUCCAGGGGAGGAGAGGACUAUCUCUCCAGCCAAACCACCAGAAGCCACCUGUCUCUGGGGAGGAAGGGGGUGAGUGAGAACUGGCCUGACCACACUCAAGCCCUGCCAAGGCAACGUGGCUCUUGGCAGCCACAGCCACAUCUCGGCAUCUACCCGCAGGUGAAAUCGUGCUCCUGUGUGGCUGAUUUGCAGACCCCGGGCCAGGCAGACUAAGUUGCUAUUGCCAAUAAGGAAAAAAAAAUAAGUCGUCUCUACAGAGGAGGCCUCACCAUUCAGUUUCUAGGAAUUUUCUGUACAUUAACAAACAUCAGGCAGAAUAUGAUUGUGGGGGGAAAAAGUGUUGCCUGGCAACUUGCAGGAAUGCAGUCACUGCUGGUGGACGGAUCGAGUCAGACCCACAUCCCUGUGCACGCCCUGGGGAAGGCAGGCUCCAGGAUGACGGGAUGGAGUGAGCUGAGCCGGUGAGGAAAAGGCCAAAGCACCAUUGGCUUCUGGAAAGACUCAGCACCAUCCCUCCCUCCCCUCCACUCAGGAGAAGGUGAUAAGAACAAGGAUCGCCAGUCAUGGGCAAAAUGCAGAGUGUGCUGAAGUAUGCAGAUGUCUGAUUCCAGUGAGAGACCCAGAAGUCCUGGCAAUUCCCCUCACUGCCCGUCAAAGCAGAACUCUGUAAUUUGCCCCCUUUUCUGUUUGACAAGUAGUCUCCCCUUCACUUCAAGAUGGGACUCCAGUAGCCAACCGCAGGCCCUGUUGCUGUUCUCAGGGCAGGAGCUGAUGGAUGCCCCACAAGCCACAGAUGCACAGAACAGCCCCAAUGCUGAAAACAGUCUUCUAGAACCCUGGGCUGCUCUGCUCCAAGAGGUGUGUCCUGCUUUGUGCAGGGACUGGGGCUCAGCAGACAAGAUCAGAACCCUCGGGCCUGGGGAAAGAAGGCUUGCUUCCCAGCACUCCAGCCCUCAGCCAGUCCUGCCCAUGGUUGGUAGCAAGACCACGUGGGCCUCGGACACAGGGCAUACCUGUAUCCUUGCUCUGUGCCAAGGACCCAGCCGGUAAGGCCACUUCGACUGUCAGCUCUUCCAUUUCAGAAGGUGACUUUUCUCGGCAUGAAAGGUUCCCUGCUCUGAGUAGAACAUCACUUGGAGAGGGUCACCUCCUGCCUAGACCACAAGUUACAUGCAUACCUCGGCCACAUCAGGAUGCACAUACUUUGCGUGGGACACUUGCCAUCAGCCCGACCACAGUCACGCAGCCUGCAGGGUGGCCAAGGCCAAGGGAGAACUUUAUUUUGCUGAGGUCUGCUUCUCUACCCAGCCCUCUGAGUGUGUCAAAUCUCUAAACCUUUGCAGGAAUGUUACCACCAUCUGUCUCCAGCCAUCUUCCACAUGACAACCCCCAGACAUUUCAGAAGCUCUGAGGGGUGGAACAGGUCAGAGCAGAAAUGGGCAAGCCAGACAGCACUCCCCAGGAGGCUGUUGCCAAGAACUGACCAACUGUUGGGGACGCGCUCUGUCAGUGCCCAGACAUUCACCAAAGCCUCUUCCCCCCGAGCCCCUUGCCAGCCCUCCUUUGGCUUUUCAGACCUGCAUGAAAUCGCCACUUGCUCUCCAUGUCUUCCUUAGCCCCUGCAGUAAUAGGCAGCGGUACCCAGGCACCUGUUAAUGGGUUCUUCUUCGUGGCAGCACAACCUGGGGUAGGCUGAGGGUCUUUGGAUUCAUCAAUGAAACAGUUGGUGCAGGUUCCUGAGAAAUGAAAGAUUGCAACUUUUCCUGUUGGCUAUUUUCUAAGGAUUCACAUACACAUUUGCAGAUGUCUUAUAGACUACUAUGUUUUUAAAUUGCCAGGUGGUUUUAGGGAUAAACAUUAGGACUCAAGUUCUUUUUUUUUUUCCCUUUUUUUUCUUGGCAUCUUUGAUCAUUUUGAGAAUAAGUUCAUUUUCCAGUACCAUCCACUGGGGGUAGCUAGGAGCAUACGUUGAACUUGGGAGGAUUAAAGAAAUGCCCACUCCUUCAGAUUUGCAGGGAAGAGGGUACCACACCAGCCUACGCUCACCCAGGAGCUCAAGAGAAAUGGGUACACAGAGGUGGCAGCGGGUGACGACAACUUUGGAUGCCCGGGGCUGUCCCAGACCCAGGCCUGCAUUUACACUUGGAGCCAGCACUAUAGACUGCAAAUCCCAAAUAGCUGUUCUUCAACAGCUCGAGGACUUCCAGCUCCUGAAGAAAUGGGGCAGAAAACAUGAAAAUGUAGGAGAGUCCACUACAGUCUCCAACCCUGAACUUCUCAAGUGUCACAGACUCGUCCUUACAAUUUCAGCCUGAUCAUCGGCAGCGAGUGGGCCCAUUUUGCCUCAGA
Messenger RNA from Ochotona curzoniae (black-lipped pika), 5522 nucleotides. RefSeq names its product Rap guanine nucleotide exchange factor 5 (gene RAPGEF5). The coding region runs from base 1 to 2682 and encodes 893 amino acids. NCBI's taxonomy places the organism in Eukaryota, Metazoa, Chordata, Mammalia, Lagomorpha, Ochotonidae. Gene Ontology annotation, biological process: Ras protein signal transduction; positive regulation of GTPase activity. The record is from RefSeq and is a predicted model, not a curated record. The transcript is spliced from 26 exons. Gene Ontology annotation, cellular component: plasma membrane. Gene Ontology annotation, molecular function: guanyl-nucleotide exchange factor activity.